CACAAUUCUUCUCAUCGCCGUUGCUUAAAUGAAAACAUGUCCUCUCUAGCACAGGCUAUUCCAAUCCAUAUUCUCGAGCAGAUUAUUGCUUACGUAUCAGGGGUGGUGCGAGUAACCAGCCACCGUCUGGGGAAUCACACAUGGUCACUGAACAAGUCGUUUAUUCCAUUCAUCGGGGUCUGUCGCGAUUGGCGGUCGGUCUCCAUGAUGAUGAUGUACCAGGAGGUCGUCGUAGUAGCUGACUCUGAGUGUAGCGCCGAAGCAUUGGUCAAGGCAGUGCAUUCUGCAGAUUCCUUUCUACGGAGUUCUUUGCUGGCAAAGCCGCAUCACUGCUAUCCGUCUGGACCGCUGAAGGAUUGCAGGUUUGGCAAUACCAGCGAGCUGAUCUUGACGCUUGACAGCAGAUCAACCACCAGCAGCAACCUAGUAGUCGCCGAGAUGGAAGCCAACAUCAAGGAAUUCGCCGCGACAAUAACGCGCUAUGUUUCCUACAUCGAUUUGGUCGCGGCAGGCAGACUGGGACUAUCGAUCGAGGACCGGGCCAAGGGGUACCACAGUCUUGAUCUGCCGAAUAUUGCCAGACUCGAACACAUUAUGCUGGACUGCGAUACAUUCGGGGAUACGCACAUCGAGCUGGUUCGCAAAAGCAGUCCAAUCUCUGACAUGACAUCUAUGAUAUCAUCUGUCGACUCGGAGGGUAACAUUGUGGAGUACCCAUGUGUCUGGAAGUUUGAUAUUGCGAUGAAAGAGGCUGGCAAUCCGUUUCCGAGGAUCACCCACCUCCUCUGCGAAAACAGCUAUCCAUUCACAAACCUCAACUUUCUGGAGAGCUGUGUCUUGCUGGAAAGCCUCUAUAUGCAUAAAAUGUUCAAGGAAUCGGGGUGGCUCGGCAAAGACCACUUUCCUCAGCUGCGCUAUGUUGAGCUUAUGCCUGAUACCACGUAUACAGAUGGUGAAGAGAGCAGCACACCAAAUAUGCUGACGCUGUCACAGAUUGCACUCGGACUGUCAUCGAAGGUCGAAACGGUCAAGGUGGAUUCGCAAUGGAUAAGCGAGGAAUCGGAUACAAUGCAUACAUUGCAAGUGUAUGCAUAUUUGUCGAGCAUACGGAUUCUGGACAUUGUUUGUAUGCCAUUCACAUACGAGCAGCGGUGCUCGCUGCAAUUAACACACGAGGCUCCGGGUUCUCGACAGCAGUUGUCAGCAAGCACCGUUAACCGGUUACAGAAUCUAGACGACAAGAGAGUCGGUGAGUCGCGGCUCUUACUCUUGCGCAUAUGCAGAGUAGAGCAGAUGACUAUGCUGCAGAUGAUUGAACGAGUUCUCCUGUUUGGGGUUCUAGCGCCUUCACUCAGACGUGUUCAAGUGUCUAGGUUUCACAGCAGCCCGAGAUUUGAACAAUCAGUGGUCAAGGUCAUGAAGCGAAAGGUGUUCGGAGCACAUGCUGACCGGCUCUCGAAACUUUUGAUAAAUACCACUUACUAAGAUAUGUGUUAUUUUAAGCUUAAUACUAGAAUUACU
Linderina pennispora is the source of this 1521-nucleotide messenger RNA. RefSeq lists its product as uncharacterized. Lineage: Eukaryota; Fungi; Kickxellomycota; Kickxellomycetes; Kickxellales; Kickxellaceae. Bases 37 to 1485 code for a protein of 482 amino acids. The transcript is spliced from 7 exons. The record is from RefSeq and is a predicted model, not a curated record.